UAACACUUUAAAUCAAAAUCAUAAAUAUACAGAAACUUCCUUCAACGCUCAUCCUCAACUGAGCUGAGAAACAAGAGUAACAACCACCUUUGAUCAAAAGAAAUCACAAUGAGAAACAGAAAAAAUGUUUCAAACAUUCCCAUCACCGAAAGGCCUAGACCUCAACCGAAAAUUCUCAGCAUGGACACUGUAAAGGCCGCUGUCAACGAAUUCGUGUCCACAUUCAUCUUUGUCUUUGCCGCCACAGGCUCUCGAAUAGUUGUAAACAAAAUCACCGGCGACGCUGUGUUCGGUCUCAUUGCCACUGCAAUCGCUCAGGCGUUUGCCCUCACUGCUGCGGUUUCUGUCGGAAUCAAGUAUACGGACAUGAAUCCGUAUACAUGUUGUGGGCACCUCAACCCUGCUGUCACGUUUGCCGCUUUUAUAGGCGGAAAUUUACACAUCUUUCGUGCCUUAAUCUACUGGAUUGCUCAGCUCCUUGCCUCCAUCGCCGCCUGCGGGCUGCUCGUGUUCUUUCCCGGUGGACAGUGGGUGCCCGUUUAUAGACUUUCAAAUGGAGUGGGAGUGGAAAACGCAUUGGUGUUAGAGAUGGUGAUGACAUUCAUUUUAGUGUUCACGAUGUGUGCUACUGUCUUUGAUCCCAAGGCCACCAAACGCUAUAAUGCACCACCACUUAAUAUUGUGGUUGUGGUCAACGACCAAAAUGCACGAAAGCAAGUUCAAAUGCCUCCUUUGAACAGGUUUUCACCACUUGCCAUUGGGCUCAUAGUUGGAGCAAAUAUUUUAGUUGGCGGGCCUUUUGAUGGAGCAUCUAUGAACCCGGUUCUGUCGUUUGGACCCGCACUCGUCACUUGGAGCUGGAGCAACCAUUGGGUCUAUUGGGUUGGCCCUUUCAUUGGUGGUGGGAUUGCUGGUUUUGUUUAUGAUUUUGCAUUUAUUACUAAGUAAUGAAAAAAAUUCUGUUUUUUUGGUAAUUUUAGAAUCAAUUACUAAAUUUACAUAUGAGUUUAAUGAAAAUGUAUAUUAAUAAUCUGAAAUAGUUUUACAUUGUCAUCUUAUAAAAAUGUGAUAUGAACGGGUAGAACAAGAUAACUUCAAUGGCAUAAUGAGGUGGUUGAUACUUGAUAUAGUGGUUUUGACUUCAAGCACGAAGAGGGAAAGUAGUACCUGCAAAAACGUUAGCACUUCAACAGUUAGUAUUUAGUUGAGGGAAAUGCUAAUGAAUUCAGUAGAAUAUGCGUACUGACACACUCGCAAGUGCACGAGUAUGUCAUCGUAAUAAAUAGUGUAUUGAAUCCACAUGAACGAAUGAGUAA
Molecule: messenger RNA, 1316 nt
Organism: Trifolium pratense (red clover)
Lineage: Eukaryota; Viridiplantae; Streptophyta; Magnoliopsida; Fabales; Fabaceae
Product: probable aquaporin TIP-type
Exons: 2
Coding region: 109-948 (279 amino acids)
Biological process (GO): transmembrane transport; water transport
Cellular component (GO): plant-type vacuole membrane
Molecular function (GO): water channel activity
Source: RefSeq, a predicted model, not a curated record